ACGUAGAACCGCACAUGACACCGGAAGCACUGGAGAUUGAGCCGGUAACUUUAAGUGACAGGAGCUCAAUGUGACAUUUCGAAGCGGUUAUUUCUAGAAGAAUAAUAAUGUUUCUCACUUCUGUGAACCUUGCCAAGAGCAAAUCGAAGACGCUGCUGGUGCAGAUGAUGAGUGCGGCUGGCACGGGUUACUGUUUUAACACAAAGAGGGGUCGACUGAGGGAAAAACUGGUUUUGCGAAAGCAUGACCCCAUAGUCAACAAACAUGUUCUGUUCUUUGAGAAGAGGAAGAUUCGCUCUCUUUAAAAAAUGGCAGAAACUUGUGAUACAGACAUUGAGAAAAAGGACUUUUAGUGUGUUAUUGGCCACAGUGUGGUGAUCUGAAGAUAUCCAUCAAAUCCAAGCGCCGGCAUCACCGCAGCUGCGGAUAACUGGUGUAAUGAGACCAUUUUAUUUGCACAUCCUGGCUGGAUAAUGUCUUGUUAAGACCAUUACAAGAAGUCUAUUAUGUUGGAUUCGUUCAGUUAUUUUGUUUCCUCCUUUCUACCAAGGCACAAUGUUGACCCACUGCAAACAAUGAACCACCUACUCAAUGACAGAUUGCUUUAGGCUGAAUUUGCUGGAAUAAUUAGCCAGCAAGAUGUAUUUUGUAGAAACGAGAUCUGUGUACAUAAUUGUUACCACAAAAAUAACAGCAAUUCAAACAUACGAAACUCCUGUGCUGCUUGUGCUCUCUUACGUAUACAGACAUUUUCACCAUGACAACUGUUGUUAUCUUCCUCGAUGCUUUCUGAGAACUGUUUACUCUCGAUUACAACAAACAGACAA
Pimephales promelas (fathead minnow) is the source of this 827-nucleotide messenger RNA. RefSeq names its product mitochondrial ribosomal protein L33 (gene mrpl33). Gene Ontology annotation, molecular function: structural constituent of ribosome. Gene Ontology annotation, biological process: translation. NCBI's taxonomy places the organism in Eukaryota, Metazoa, Chordata, Actinopteri, Cypriniformes, Leuciscidae. Gene Ontology annotation, cellular component: ribosome; mitochondrion. The record is from RefSeq and is a predicted model, not a curated record.